UGUAGAUCCAUAUUAUAAUUGUCGUCCGGUGGCUGCUGCAGUGCAACGCUGUACCUAUACUUAAAACGCACAAUCGUGCGUGUAACAUGUAAUAAUAUAUUAUUACAGUAUACGGUGUACCAGCACCGACGACGUACUUUUGCAGACAAUAUUAUUAUUAUUGUAAUUAUUAUUUAUUGACGUCGUGUGUGAACUUGUACGAAUUCGACGUAACGAAUACAAACGAGAAUCGCUAGGGCCGCUUAACGUCUUUGUUUUUUCGUUUAAAUUAUUAUUAUGAACGUUUAAAGUAAUAUUCCGUAAUAUGAUCCGUCUCCAAUUUUGAUUCAGUUCGACAAUAUUAUAUCAUAGCGUAUCAUACACAUGGACGCGUUCACCGCCGAACGUCUUGUUUCAUAGCCUGCAGCAGACGACGACGAAUAAUAAUGUCGUUAAAAUGAGAUUUGUCAUCUUGACAUCGUCUGUGGUUUUGCAAUACUGAGCUUAAAGACAGAACUUUUGAAGUCACCUCAGACGAGGAAAAAAUAUCGAUUUUCAGUCAUGUUGUAAGACUCCCCCGUAGAUGACUUCGUCGUAUUUUUGUCACGAAAUUAGAUGCAAAUAUAUACGAUGAUCGCUUGCACUGACCGUGGAUAACAUUAUUAUUUGAAGCGCAAUUGCCGGCGGGGUAAAGCUGCUUACAGUGUAUAUCCGAAUUCGUGUGCGAAGGACGCUUCCGGCGAGGACGACGACGCCAACGACGACUGAUCUUGGCCGCAGCAGCUGCAGUUCCAGCCGGAAAUGUCCACACCGGCGGUCACCGCUCCAGCGGAAGUCACCACCGCGGUUGACACCAUGCCCGCUACCACGACGGUCACCACGGCUUUGGUCGAUCCGUCGAACAAUCGUCGAUCGCCACCAGAAAAGUUCACUGGGAACGCGAGGCACGCGAGCAUGCCGCAAAUAGAUUCUCGGCCUCGUCGUUUGCAGGAAACUACGAUGACCGCCGCCGCGAGGUCCGCGAAGGAGCAGACGGCGCUACAGCAGCGUCAACAGCACGGCAGGUCGAACAGCGCGACGGCAUCGACGGCAUCUGAUAGGGGUGUACACCGGGUCUUUGGUGGAGGGAGUGUAGGCGGUGCCAAUGGAGGUGGUGGAGGCGGCGUCGGAGCAGGGUUUAAGAGCAAGUUGCGCAACUCGUUUCGGUCAACCGCCAAGAGGAUCCGGCAACAGCAAUCGGCCAUCGACGCGCUGGCCAAGAACAGCCAAAUGCUCGGGCUGCACAACCUCCAGGACAGUCCCAGAACGAUGCAGGUGCAACGGGCCUUUGGUCGGGAGAUUCCCGGUCAGACGUCCAAACAUCGACCUCAAAACCAACCGGGCGUGGUGUUGUAUUCGUCUUCGGGAAGUGACCACAGUCUCGGAAGAGAGAGGUCGCCGACCAUUAGCAGCUACCCAAAAGGAUCUCCUUCGUUGUGGACAGGCACUUGCAGCCCAUUAGGUGGUUCGCAAUUUUCGUUGGCCACUCAAAACACGUGCUGUUGUCAGCAUGUGGUCAACAAUUGCAAAAUGAUGAUAGAAAACAACAACAAUAUGUGGCAACAAAAUUCGUUCAAACACAAUAGGGGCAAUAAUGGAGGGCCAAAAAAUUCGAACGGGGAGCCAUACGAAGACAGUGACGGUCUAACGUGGAGGAGGCUGCACAUGAGCAGAGCAAAACUGAAAGCUACAGCUACCACAUCUGAACUCUUAUCCGGAUUUGCGAUGGUGGCGAUGGUGGAGCUGCAGAUCAACGAACCGACCAUGGUUCCGGAAUGGCUAUUCAUCAUGUUUGCUGUAUGCACCACCGUGCUGGUGGCCGUGCACAUUUUCGCGUUGAUGAUCAGCACGUACCUGUUGCCCAACGUGGACGCCAUCAGCAAGUUGCAGAGCACCAAGAUGAUUCAGGAGUCACCACACGAGCGCAUGCGCGGCUUUGUCGAGCUGGCCUGGGCGUUCUCCACCGUGCUCGGACUGUUCCUGUUCCUGGUCGAGGUGGCCAUACUGUGCUGGGUCAAGUUCUGGGACCACUCGUUCCGGGCCGCCAUGGCCGCCACCAUAAUUGUCAUACCGGUGCUGGUAAUAUUCGUGUUCUUCGUGUUCCACUUCUAUCGGAACCUGGUCGUGUACAAGUGUGAGUCCACUAAGUCCGACAUCAAGGAAUUGGAGGCCAUGAAGAAGAAACUGGACGUGGCCGGUACCACUAAAGUCGUCUGAAUCGCGAGGCAGCCGAUUGGUAGUUUACGUAAUGGUAUUAUUGUUAAUCCAAGGCUCGUAAAAGUUCAUGCACAAAAAAACAAGCGCAUAAGUGAUACAUUAAGCUUCACUAAAAAGUUCCGAAAUAUAUGCAUUUAUAUACACUAAAAAUAAAAAACUAUAUGCACUUGAAUUAAUAUGAGUGAUAAAAAAACCUUAAGCAAAUUUAGAAAUAACCAGGUGAUAUCCAUUCGUUUUGAAAAUUCUUAUUUUAUUUCCCGUGAUUUUAAUCUAUAACGUUAUUGUCUUUCCGUAAACUGAUAAAAAUCAUGUACAGUAGUCGUACUAGAAUAAAAAUAAACCUAAACGAAUAUCUAAAUUAAAUGUAUUCGAAAUAAUAUUAUGCGCUAAUAACUCCUGAAAAAAAUCCACUGUACUCAAAUUACCAAAAAUGCAAAAAGUAUAUACGCUAUUAAAAUAUGUACUUUUAUUACACUGUUGCGUUGUUGUGUAAAGGAUAUGCACCUCACUAAGUAUUUUUUCCUAUAUGUAGGGGAAAAAAAGAAAAUGUAUGAACACAUGAGCCUUGAUGAUUAUAUUUUAUAAUAAUAAUCCAAUAGUAAUUUAUUCGUCAAAUUAUUAAAUAUUAUAACCAUUAUUAUUACUAUUAUUACUAUCACCAUUAUUAUUAUUAUUAUACACAUCAUUCCGCGCAUUAUAUAAUAUAUGUUUAUAUAUUACAAACGAAAUACCUAUAGUAGGUACC
Molecule: messenger RNA, 2980 nt
Organism: Myzus persicae (green peach aphid)
Lineage: Eukaryota; Metazoa; Arthropoda; Insecta; Hemiptera; Aphididae
Product: calcium release-activated calcium channel protein 1-like
Exons: 7
Coding region: 781-2235 (484 amino acids)
Biological process (GO): store-operated calcium entry
Cellular component (GO): membrane
Molecular function (GO): store-operated calcium channel activity
Source: RefSeq, a predicted model, not a curated record